AUGCAGGUGAAAAACAAGGCCAAACUCAAGGACAAGAAUGUCGUCGUGACGUUGAUCCCCGAGGACUCAGAAGACUUGUGGUACUUGUUCAAUCUCGUGAAAAAGGGCGACACGGUGCAGCUCCUCACUCAUCGCAACGUGAAAAAGGGCAAUCAGAACCAAAUCACCAAGGGCAAAGCCAAGAUGGAGAAGAUCCUCGUGAAGCUCCGGUUGCUAGUUGAAGAAAUCGACUAUAUUGCGAGCGACUCCGCCAUGCGAAUCAAUGGCAAAUCCCUUCUUCAACAAGAAUUCGUGCCUUUGAACAGUUACCAUACCGCUGAAGUCGAGCUCAAUAAGGAAAUAUCCAUCGUGAAGGAGAACUGGGACGAAUAUGACAUGACGUUGCUCAAUGACUUGUGCUCGAUUGAAAAGAAGGCCGAUAUAGGCGCGGUGGUGCUCCAAGAAGGCGUGGCGCAUGUUUGUUACGUUACGGAGCAAAUGACGGUGUUGCAAACCAAGAUUGAGAAACUGAUACCUCGCAAAAAUAAGGAAUAUGGAACUCGAGAUUUGGAGAAAGCCAUGACUUCGUUUUUCAACAUGAUCAUCCAGGCUAUUCUCCGCCACUUUGACUUUGACAAGUUGAAAGUGGUGAUCUUGGCGAGCCCCGGUUUCUUAGCACGGACAUUGUACGAUCGACUAAUUCAAGAAUGCACCAAUUUACAAAACAGCACGGGAAGUUCAAAAGAGACAAAAAAGUUUCAGCUGGUUAUAGCUAAUAAAAAUAAGAUCCUCGUGGCGCAUUCGUCAACUGGCUAUUUACAAGGCUUAGAAGAAGUGCUAAGUGAUCCGCAACUGCAAAAGAAGCUUGCAGAUACAAAGUUUUUGGAGGAAUCGGAGGUGUUGCUGAAGUUCCAGCGCGCGUUGAAUGAAGAUGAUGGACGCGCGUGGUAUGGCUUGGACGAAAUCCAAAAGGCAUUGCAGAUGGACGCGAUUCGAUUCCUUAUGAUUUCAGAUGCUCUUUUCCAGAAUGAUGACAUUGACAUCCGGAGAAUGUACAUUGACUUGUGUGAGACUGCCAAGCUGAUGGGUGCAAAAGUUUACAUUUUUUCAAGUUUGCACGAGCUGGGGAUCCAAUUGAACCAAUUGACAGGUGUCGCUGCGUUGUUGAAGUAUCCCGUUCCCGACUUGGACGAUUCAGAUGAAGAAUGA
Messenger RNA from Lodderomyces beijingensis, 1188 nucleotides. The record is from the annotation of a GenBank genome assembly. Lineage: Eukaryota; Fungi; Ascomycota; Pichiomycetes; Serinales; Debaryomycetaceae.